Molecule: messenger RNA, 1821 nt
Organism: Castor canadensis (American beaver)
Lineage: Eukaryota; Metazoa; Chordata; Mammalia; Rodentia; Castoridae
Source: RefSeq, a predicted model, not a curated record
CUCUCUCUCUUUCUCCAUCCCUCCCUCCUUCCCUCACUCCCCUGACUCUCCUCAUGCCUCCUUCUCUGCCUGAGGGUUGGUAGAAUGUUUGCAAAAAUGUCAAGUAUACUAUUAUGCUAUGACUUAUGAAAUAUAUUCUGGAGUGAAUACUGAUUAGCUAGCAACAGGCAUCUGAGGGAUCAGUGUCAAAACCUCCUCCAAGCCUCCUAGCAAUACUCUCCUGGUUUGAUUUGGUGUAGCAGAUGUUUUCCUCCAGACCCAAAGGACAGCUCUUUCAUGCACUCACUCUUUCACUCGGAGAUCAUGACUUUGCAUGCCUGCCAGGCACCAAAUGCUGAAGGAAACUCACAGAUGAAGGCAUGCCUCAGGGGAACUGGCACUGCAAAUGGUCACUCACUUUCUCCUCUUUUCACAGCUCUCUGAAGCAGCCAUGGCAGCAGUUCCUGAACUCACCAGUGAAAUAAUGGCUUUCCACAGUGAUGAUAAUGACCUGUUCUUUGAGGUUGAUGGUCCCAAACAGAUGAAGUGCUGCUUCCAAGACCUGGACCUCUGCUGUCCUGAUGAAGGCAUCCAGCUGCAGUUCUCCCACCAGCACCUCAACAAGAGCUUGAAGCAUGUGGUUUCUCUCAUCGUGGCUGUGGAGAAGCUGAGGAAGAAACCUAUUGCUUGCUCACAGGCCUUCCAGAAUGAUGACCUGAAGAACUUCUUUUCCUUCAUCUUUGAAGAAGAACCCAUCUUCUAUGAAACAUGGGAUGAUGACGAUUAUGUGUGUGAUGCAUCAGUACGAUCACUGAACUGCAGGCUCCGGGAUGGACAGCAAAAAUGUCUUGUGUUGUCUGAUCCCUAUGAGCUGAAAGCUCUCCACCUCAAUGGGCAGAAUCUGAGCCAACAAGUGGUGUUCUCCAUGAGCUUUGUACAAGGAGAAGAAAGUAGCGGCAAAAUACCUGUAGCCUUGGGCAUCAAGGGGAAGAAUCUGUACCUGUCCUGUGUGAUGAAAGAUGAGAAGCCCACCCUGCUGCUGGAGAGUGUCGACCCCAAACAAUACCCAAAGAGGAAGAUGGAAAAGCGAUUUGUCUUCAACAAGAUAGAAAUCAAAAACAGGGUAGAAUUUGAGUCUGCUCAGUUCCCAAAUUGGUACAUCAGUACCUCUCAAGCAAACCAACUGCCUGUCUUCUUGGGAAACAGCGGUGGCCAAGAUAUAACUGACUUCACCAUGGAAUUUGUGUCUUCCUAAACAGAAUCAUCCCAGCGGGUCCAAAUGUGCUGAAUGUAGCCUCUGCUCUAGGGCAGGCCAAAGGGGAAUAGGAGGGUUCUGAGUGACUGCAGGAUGAACUUGACUGUUGUCUCUGCUGAACCCAACUCCUUCCUUAUAGGAUGCUAAGGAGCUCAGUUGCCACCAGCCAGUGGACAACUCUCUCCACUCAGGGGAAUCCUCAAACCCUCCUCCAAGCCAGGUUUCUCUCACUUGUCCUGCUUCCUCAAAGUCCUGAUGGAACCCAUGUCUUGUUCUGUUCAAGGAAACCCUCUGUCUUUUGUACCCAGUUUCUGAUGAGCAACCACUUACCUAUUUAUUUAUGUAUUUAUUGAUUAGUGAAUCUAUUUAAUUCAAGGGGACAGGAGGCAGCGAUGCCUUCAAAAGACCUUUGCCAUCAAUAUUUAUGGAAUCAAUUUAAUUUGGACUGCUUUUCUUCAGCCCUUUCAUUAAGGCUGAAAAUAGAUAAGCUCACAUUUUGUAGGUGGAAAUAACCAUAAAUUAAAAAUCUAUGAUCAUAUUGUUUCAAUGAACCUGAAAUAAAUUUCACUGAAAAAAAUUUUUGUUCU